This is a messenger RNA of Melospiza melodia melodia, 2881 nucleotides long. It is a transcript of the gene CPLX3, whose product is annotated as complexin 3. Lineage: Eukaryota; Metazoa; Chordata; Aves; Passeriformes; Passerellidae. Gene Ontology annotation, molecular function: syntaxin binding. Bases 411 to 884 code for a protein of 157 amino acids. The record is from RefSeq and is a predicted model, not a curated record. The transcript is spliced from 4 exons. Gene Ontology annotation, biological process: synaptic vesicle exocytosis; neurotransmitter transport; regulation of neurotransmitter secretion. Gene Ontology annotation, cellular component: SNARE complex; terminal bouton.
UGCUGCAGCGCCCGCUCCGCUCCCGGCCGGGACCGCUCCGCCAUGGGCGGCCGGGCAGCGCGGCCCCGCUGACCCCGCACGCUCCGGCAUCCCGGUACUCCCGGUACUCCCGGCAUCCCGGCAUCCCGGUACUCCCGGUACUCCUGGUAUCCCGGUACUCCCGGCAUCCCGGCACUUCGGCGCUCCAGCAUCCCGGCAACUCCGCUCUGCCGACCCCGGAGCUCCGGACUCGGCCGUCCCGGGAACUCUACUCCGCUGAGCCCGGUUUCUCCAUCUCUCAGCACUCCGGCAUCCCGGGAACUCCGCGCUCCACCGUGCCGGGAACUCCGCUGCGCUGACCGCUGGUCCCGGCUCCUCGGGAAUCCGAUCCGCGCUGCCCCCCGGCCCCCGGGCCCCCCGGAGGAGCGGCCAUGGCGUUCAUGGUGAAGAGCAUGGUGGGGGGACAGCUGAAGAACCUCACGGGCGGCCUGGGCGGCGAGGAGAAGAGCGAGGGCGAGAAGUCUCCGGCCGAGGCGCAGGGCAUGACCCGCGAGGAGUAUGAGGAGUACCAGCGGCAGCUGGUGGAGGAGAAGAUGGAGAGAGAUGCCCAGUUUGCCCAGCGCAAGGCGGAGAGAGCCACGGUCAGGUCCCACUUCCGAGACAAGUACAGGCUGCCCAAGAACGAGACGGACGACAACCAGAUCCAGCUGGUGGGAGGCGACGUGGAGCUGCCCAAGGAGCUGGCCAAGAUGAUCGAGCAGGACAACGAGGAGGAGGAGGAGAAGAACUCGGUGAUCGGGCAGCUCAGUAACAUCCAGAACCUGGACCUUGAUUCCUUGAAGGACAAAGCCUCGGCCACGCUAGAGGACCUGAAGCAGUCGGCGGAGAAGUGCUCCGUGAUGUGACGGGGCUGAGCAGGGAGGGGACGCAGCGCAGGCUCUGGCGGGGGCUGCUGCCUCAGCGGGGACCCCAGCCACGUUGUCACCCUUGCCGUGUGUCACCCGGCUCCCCCUGAGCCGCGUGGCCCCUCGAGCCCCUGCCCCAGGUGUCCCUGAUGUGUGGCUUUCGUUCCGUUCUCCGGGCUGAGGUUAGAGCCAGGAGCCAGCAUGUGUCCCCCACGUACCCCACGGCCUCCCCCGUGCCCGGGCAGGGGUGUCUGCAGCCAGAGCCGGGGAGGUGGCAGCAAGGACAGUGACCCUGGGGUGUGAGUGACCUUGGAGCGUGAUUGGAGAGUGACAGACCUUGGAGAGUGAAUGACUUGGAAUGUGAUUGACAUUGGAGAGUGACAGACCUUGGAGAGUGACUGACCUUGCAGUGUGACUGACCUUGCAGUGUGACUGGCCUUGCAGUGUGACAUUGGGACUCCCAGCCUUGCUUGAUCCCCCUCUCCCUCACUUUUUCCCCCUAAAUCCAGCUGGGUGAAGGAAAACCACCUUCACCCCAGACUAACCCUAGCCCACAGUGACCUUUCAGUGUGACAGACCUCGGGGUGUCACUGACCCUGCAGUGUGACUGACCUUGGGGCACGAUUGACCUUCCAGUGUGAUUGACCUUUCAGUGUGACAAACCUUGGGGUGUGACUGACCUUGCAGUGUGACAGACCUUGCAGUGUCACUGACCUUGCAGUGUGAUUGACCUUUCAGUGUGACAGACCUUGGGGUGUCACUGACCUUGCAGUGUGACUGACCUUGCAGUGUGAUUGACCUUUCAGUGUGACAGACCUUGGGGUGUCACUGACCUUUCAGUGUGACAAACCUUGCGGUGUCACUGACCUUGCAGUGUGACAGACCUUGGGGUGUGACAGACCUUGGGGUGUGACUGACCUCAGGGUGUGACUGACCUUGCAGUGUGACUGACCUUGGGGUGUGACAGACCUUGGGGUGUGACUGACCUCAGGGUGUGACUGACCUUGCAGUGUGACAGACCUUGCAGUGUCACUGACCUUGCAGUGUGACUGACCUUGGGGUGUGACAGACCUUGGGGUGUGACUGACCUUGCAGUGUGAUUGACCUUUCAGUGUGACAGACCUUGGGGUGUGACAGACCUCAGAGUGUGACUGACCUCGGGGUGUGACAGACCUUGGGGUGUGACUGACCUUGGGGUGUGACUGACCUUGCAGUGUGAUUGACCUUUCAGUGUGACAGACCUUGGGGUGUGACAGACCUCAGAGUGUGACUGACCUUGGGGUGUGACUGACCUUGCAGUGUGAUUGACCUCAGAGUGUGACUGACCUUGCAGUGUGAUUGACCUUGGGGUGUGACAGACCUUGGGGUGUGACUGACCCUGCAGUGUGACAGACCUUAGGGUGUGACUGACCUCGGGGUGUGACUGACCUCGGGGUGUGACUGACCUCGGGGUGUGACUGACCUUGCAGUGGUGGCCCCACUGAGCUGCGGCUCUGCCUCCACUCAGCCUCCCAGGAGCGAGCCGGAGGCUCGGAUUUGCCUCGCAAGGACGAGGCAGGCUGUGGAGCACCCCCCUCGCUGCAUCCCCAUCCCCAUCCCCCGAGAAACAGCCUCCCAUCCCUGCCAGGAACAGCAGCCCCGUGUCCUUGAGGGCCCCUCUGGAGGAGCCAGCCGGGAAGGACCUGCCAUCCGAUCCCUGUGGGAAGGGGGGUGCUGAAGCCUGAAUUGACACCAGAGAGGAGCAAAAGCCCUCGCUGGUGCUGAGCUGAGCCCGCAGCAGCCCUUGCCCGGAGCAGAGCCGUCCCUCUCCUGGGGUGGGAUCCUGUCCUUGUUCCUGCCAGGAGAAGGACAAAGCCAUGUGGGGAAAUCUCCCCGUCCUCCCGCUCGUCGUGCUGUAGUCGUGCCGUGCUCGGUUGAGUGUCCCUCCCCUCCUGUGCUGUCCCCGUGCCAUGGUACUGUUAUAACCGGUGGAAUAAAUACCAGGAGAUGUCUAUGCA